This is a messenger RNA of Candoia aspera, 2850 nucleotides long. It is a transcript of the gene HCN3, whose product is annotated as hyperpolarization activated cyclic nucleotide gated potassium channel 3. The record is from RefSeq and is a predicted model, not a curated record. Gene Ontology annotation, biological process: regulation of membrane depolarization; potassium ion transmembrane transport; sodium ion transmembrane transport. Gene Ontology annotation, molecular function: voltage-gated potassium channel activity. NCBI's taxonomy places the organism in Eukaryota, Metazoa, Chordata, Lepidosauria, Squamata, Candoiidae. The transcript is spliced from 8 exons. Bases 27 to 2603 code for a protein of 858 amino acids. Gene Ontology annotation, cellular component: HCN channel complex; membrane; dendrite.
CCUUCGUGCAGCGCCAGCUGGGAGCCAUGCUCCAGCCGGCCGUCAACAAGUUCUCGCUGCGCAUGUUUGGGAGCCACAAGGCGGUGGAGAUCGAGCAGCAGAGGGUCAAGUCCGCCGGCUUCUGGAUCAUCCACCCCUACAGCGACUUCAGGUUUUACUGGGACUUGAUCAUGUUGCUGUUGAUGGUUGGGAAUCUGAUCAUCCUGCCCGUGGGCAUCACUUUUUUCAAGGACGAGAACACGCCCCCCUGGAUCGUCUUCAACGUCCUCUCAGACACGUUUUUCCUGGCCGACCUGGUGCUGAACUUCCGCACGGGCAUUGUGGUGGAAGAUAACACCGAGAUCAUUUUGGAUCCCCAUACCAUUAAGAUGAAGUAUCUCAGGAGCUGGUUUCUGGUGGAUUUCAUUUCUUCCAUUCCUGUUGAUUACAUCUUCCUCAUUGUAGACCUGGAGACCCAGGUGGAUUCCGAAGUGUACAAAACGGCCCGGGCGCUCCGCAUUGUCCGUUUCACUAAAAUCCUUAGCUUGCUACGCCUGCUUCGGCUCUCCCGGCUCAUCCGUUAUAUUCAUCAAUGGGAAGAGAUUUUCCACAUGACCUAUGACCUGGCGAGCGCCGUGGUCCGCAUCUUCAAUCUCAUCGGUAUGAUGCUUCUCCUGUGUCACUGGGACGGCUGCUUGCAAUUCCUGGUCCCCAUGCUGCAAGACUUCCCCGAAGAUUGCUGGGUUUCCAUCAACCACAUGGUGAAUGACUCUUGGGGAAAGCAAUACUCACAUGCCCUGUUCAAAGCCAUGAGCCAUAUGUUAUGCAUCGGCUAUGGGCAGCAGGCGCCCGAGGGCAUGACCGACGUCUGGCUGACGAUGCUGAGCAUGAUUGUGGGUGCCACCUGCUAUGCCAUGUUUAUUGGCCAUGCCACUGCCCUCAUCCAGUCCCUGGACUCUUCUCGGCGCCAAUACCAGGAGAAGUACAAACAAGUGGAGCAGUACAUGUCGUUCCAUAAACUACCAGGAGACACCCGCCAGCGGAUUCACGAGUAUUACGAACACCGAUUCCAGGGGAAAAUGUUUGAUGAAGAAAACAUCCUAGAAGAAUUGAGCGAACCCCUUAAAGAGGAGAUCAUCAAUUUCAACUGCCGUAACCUGGUGGACAACAUGCCCCUUUUUGCCAACGCCGAUCCCAACUUCGUGACGGCCAUGCUGACCAAGCUGCGCUUUGAGGUUUUUCAGCCGGGAGACUUCAUUAUCCGAGAGGGGACGGUGGGGAAGAAGAUGUAUUUCAUCCAACACGGUGUGGUUAGCAUCCUGACCCGGGGCUCGAAGGAAAUGAAGCUUUCAGAUGGAUCUUAUUUUGGGGAGAUCUGCCUUCUGACACGUGGCCGGCGCACAGCCAGUGUCCGUGCCAACACGUACUGCCGCCUCUAUUCCCUUUCCGUGGACAACUUUAACGAAGUGCUGGAGGAAUAUCCAAUGAUGCGUCGGGCCUUUGAAACCGUUGCCAUGGACAGACUGGACCGAAUAGGGAAGAAGAACUCCAUCCUGCUGCGGAAGAGGGCAGAGCACAGUUCCAGCACCGUGAACAACGAGAUCAUCCAGCAGAUCGUCAAGCACGACCAAGACAUGGCACACACCAUCCAGGACCUCCAGCCUGUGGCUGCUGGGCGGGAGCUGAGUGGCAAACCGGUUAUCUGGGAGCCCCUCGUCCAUGCGCCGCUGCAGACGGCCGCCGCCACCACCAGCGUGGCCAUCGCACUGACACAUCAGCAGAGUCUGGCAACGCACAUCUUCCUUCCCCCUUCUUCCAUCUCCAGCCCACUCUCUCCCGACUCAGCUGCUCUCCCGCGCCACUCCCGCCACUCCCAACCCAGCCUGGGGGGGUCCCACCCAUCCUCCGUCAGCUCGCCCGCCUCGGGGGCGCAGUCCCACUUACAGACACCCGCAGCAGGCUCCCCAUGUUCUCCUGUGGUUCAGUGCACAUCCCCCUUGGAAAGCAUGGGGUGCAAAGGACAAGUCCUGCCCCGGCCAAUUCAAAAGGGGGAACCCAUCCCUGGAACAAGCCAGCCUCAGCUCUCCAAAACCCGGGGUACGUCGGUCUCCACUUCUCUUUUGCAGCAGCCAGCAAACAGCACAUCCAUCCCGCCUGGGCGAACUCUCCAUUACAGUCUUUCCCGGGCCACUGGCUCCCAUAUUUCUCUGUUCUUGCAGCCACAGCAGAUGGUCAAACAUCGGAGCUCCCAGGGCCUUUCGGUGGGACGUCUCACCCAGGAUGUCCGGCCACUUUCAGCCUCCCAGCCAUCUUUGCCCAACCGGCUCACCCAACACUCGGACAUGGGCUCUUCCCAGCAGGUGCGGAAGUCAGCCAGGAACGUCACGUACCGUUCCUCUCCUUCGGUCCCGGGUCUCCUCGGAAAACCAAGCACAGGGACCACCGGCCAGCCUGCUUCCCCCCAGCAGGCCCCUUCAGGUUCCAGCCGGUCAGCGAGCGGGGCCAGUACCCCCCAGUCCCCUGCCUCCGUUCCACGGCACAGCGCCACCCCUUCCCGUAAGGGUUCCGUAGCAUUCAGCCCCGACGUCAACACUGGCAAACCAAAGCUGACAUCCCAUAUGUGAAGCCAUGGUAAGAACAGGGCUGCUCCCUUCCUGGGCAGGGGGGGCAAAAAAGCAGGCCUCAGGGCGAGGAAAGAGAGACUCGGCACAAUCACCACUGCAGGGCAGGGUCCAGGCCCAAAGGAAGUCUGCUGGAGAGGGAAAAGGAGCUGUUUCCACAAGGAGACCCUUUGCUGUCCAGGGGCUGAAGGAAAAGCUGAAGCCAUCAGACACCCAAGAUCUCUUGAUCCUCCAAGUCGGGUUCUUUCGA